AUGACGGCAAGUGAAGGAAGGCCGAGCCAACAAGGAUAUUUCGGUUUGGAAACACCCAGCGGCGACUCGAGUGCAGGCCCAAGCAGGCCGGGAACCUCUGGAGAUAAUCAGCCGCCGAAAGGGAAAAGUAGAGUCAGGUUCAACAGUACCAGCGAGGCCAACGAUGUUACAAAUCAGAGGUCCAGUUUCCACGUCCGUGAUGGAUCCCUCUCUCCAACCGGAGUCGCAUUUCCGAAGCAAACCAAGUCAACCCCAUCCGUUUCGAGGAAGAAUAGUGUUACACCCUUGCUGAGACACACUCCCGAGGUCGAGAAGACGAAUCCAUUCGCAGACCCAGUUCUCAACCCAGUGUUCAAGCCAAGGCCAAGAGUGUUGAGGAGCAAUUCCUCCACCAAUUCCCUGCGCCAAGAAGAUAUGUCGGAGUACAAUGAGAAGGCUUUCUCAGCGUUGGCGGCCCAAGAAAGAGCACAGAGGGUGGCAACUUUGGUAGGGGGUAGUUCUGCACCAAAUUCAAGAAGAAACAGUUUCGACGAGGAAUCUGAUGAAGGCUUUAUAUCUCCACACAGCAGAUCGACGAAACGAUACCCCGUCCGAGUUGAUGAUAUUCCGCUGGCGGAUAUGGACAGCAGACGGACCUUUGACGGAGCAAGUGAUGAGGACGAGUGUUGUACAGAUGAGAAAGGGAAGGCCAAAGCGUCGAGCAGCUCCGAAGCUCACAAGUUGGUGAGGGCACAUACAAGAAAGCACCAUUCAGAAGCUUGGAAGAUGCCAUCGGGGUCAAAAUCGGGCAUGGCUUCGGGCCAAGUGACCCCAAACGAGGAAGAGCGGUUUGCUGAGGAGUUCGUCCCAAGACCACAACAGUAUCGAGGCGGUGUUCUCUCUUCUCUGUUGAAGCUUUACAAUGCACCGUCAGGUAUUUCAAGAAGAGGUAGUGAUAGCUCAACUGAAGAUGCUUCUUUCGCAGGCACCGGAACUGGUUCGAGAGGAUCUUCGGGAACGACGACACCACGAACCAAAGCCGCUAAAUGGUAUAACCAUAAAAACCAAUCACACGAUACUCUUGCCGGACUUGUCGAAGCCUCUGCCAUUCUGGGCGCCCAAGGAGGGGUUCGAAAUCCUAAAAAGAAGCCAUCUCGACCUGGACUUCACAAAAAGACGCACCAUGGCAAUCUUAUCUCCUCCGCAAUAAGCAAGAUGAACAAACCACGACUUGAGGACGAGAUCAGAAUCACUGUACAUAUUGCAGAGACACUCAGUCGGCAGAAGUAUCUGUUGAAGUUGUGUCGGGCUUUGAUGAGCUACGGCGCUCCCACUCAUCGACUUGAAGAAUACAUGAAAAUGAGUGCACGGGUUCUCGAAAUCGAUGGCCAGUUCCUGUAUCUUCCUGGGUGCAUGAUCAUCUCCUUCGAUGAUGUCUCCACUCAUACAACUGAAGUCAAGUUGGUCAGAGCCCCGCAAGGCGUCGAUUUGGGCAAGCUGAAGGACAUUCACGAGAUAUACAAGGAGGUUGUCCACGAUGUGAUCGGCGUUGAGGAAGCUACACAGAGGCUUGAUAUCAUCAUAACCGGCAAACAGAAGUACAACAAGUGGCUCCUUGUACUUGUUUAUGGCUUCGCCAGUGCCACUGUUGCUCCGUUUGCAUUUGAAGCACGCCUCAUCGACCUGCCUAUUGCUUACAUUCUCGGUUGCAUCCUUGGCUUCUUGCAGCUCAUUGCAGCCCCCAAGUCCGACCUCUACAGCAACGUCUUUGAAAUCUCUGCUGCAGUAAUCACGUCCUUCUUGGCUCGAGCCUUCGGUUCGAUCCGUGGUGGAAAUCUAUUCUGCUUUUCCGCGCUGGCACAGUCCUCGAUCGCCCUUAUUCUUCCUGGCUACAUGGUCCUAUGCGGGUCUCUUGAACUCCAAUCGAGAUCCAUGGUCGCUGGAUCUGUUCGCAUGGUCUAUGCCAUCAUUUAUUCCCUGUUCCUCGGCUUCGGCAUCACAAUUGGGACAGCAUUUUAUGGUUUAUUAGACGCCAAUGCAACAAGUGCCACAACCUGCACGAAUCCAAUCGGGCAAUAUUACAGAUGGCUGUUUGUGCCAGCGUUUACUCUUUGCUUGUGUAUUAUCAACCAAGCAAAGUGGAAGCAGACCCCAGUUAUGCUGAUAAUAUCUUUCGCCGGUUAUGUCGUCAACUUCUUCAGUGCAAAGAAGUUUUCCUCUUCACCACAAAUCUCCAGCACCCUCGGUGCACUUGCAGUUGGUGUACUCGGGAACUUGUACUCACGGAUGCGACAUGGUGUCGCUGCGGCUGCUCUCUUACCAGCCAUCUUUGUUCAAGUCCCAUCAGGACUUGCUGCUUCAGGAUCUCUCCUAGCUGGAAUCAGCAGCGCGGAUCAAAUCACCAAUACGACUUUGUAUACCAAUGGAACGGCGAAGAUUAAUGGCACGAGUUCUGUUUCCGUUACUUCGGCAACAGAUCUCAACACCAUCGUCUUCAACGUCGGCUACAGUAUGAUCCAAGUCGCGAUCGGGAUCACCGUCGGUCUGUUCUUGAGUGCUCUAAUUAUAUACCCACUUGGAAAAAGAAGAAGCGGGUUGUUCAGUUUCUGA
Molecule: messenger RNA, 2589 nt
Organism: Hyaloscypha bicolor E
Lineage: Eukaryota; Fungi; Ascomycota; Leotiomycetes; Helotiales; Hyaloscyphaceae
Product: DUF1212-domain-containing protein
Exons: 3
Coding region: 1-2589 (862 amino acids)
Biological process (GO): transmembrane transport
Molecular function (GO): transmembrane transporter activity
Source: RefSeq, a predicted model, not a curated record